AGAACCCAGACAUGAGGUCCUCUGAUAGCUUCAGCCAUCAAAACUCGAGGAGGCUCAGCCUCGCUGCCCUCUGUGGAUGCCUUGUGAUCGUGACCGCGAUUCUUACAUGUCUCAUGGACUCCACUUCCAACACUAUCGCUUCAUUAAGUCUACAGCUAUCGAGCUAUAGGAAUGUGACUUUGCACAUGGUGGAGGAACCCAACACCGAAGGACAAGAUGUAGCAGCACCAAAGGUUCCACAGGCAUUGAAAGAAAACCAAGGAAGGAAGGAAUCAAGUGUAGGUGCAGUUUCGACUUCACCUUCUUCAACAAUGGAAGAAAAGAAGCUGGAUGAAUCAACCACAGGCAAUCAAACUGUGCCACUGCAGCAACAGUACGAAGAAAAGCAAGGCGGUGGUGAUGACUCGAGCUAUGAGAGUUUGGUCAAAGAGAGCAGAGUGGUAUGUGAUUUUACGGCGCCAAGAUCAGAUACGUGUUGGAUGGAUGGAGACGUUAGGGUUCUUGGGAAAUCAUCCCUCGUCUUGUUAACUUCGCCACCUACAGAUCGAGCUCCCACACACAACACGACAUGGAAGAUCAGACCAUACCCGAGGAAGUGGGAAUCAACGAUGGAGCUCAUCAAGGAGCUCACCGUGACAGUGGCAGCUGAGCCUGAUCAAGCCCCUCGCUGCAUGGUGAACCACAGCGUCCCCGCUGUAUUCUUCUCCACCGGAGGAUUCGUCGGCAACUACUUCCAUGACUUCACCGACGUGAUCAUCCCCCUGUUUAUGACCUCGCGACGAUUCAAUGGGGAGGUUCGGCUCGUCGUGACCGACUUCAAUCACCAGUUCAUGGACAAGUACCAGCAAAUACUGAAGCAGCUCUCGCACUACCCGGCCAUCAACUUGGACGCAGAUGACAGAGUGCACUGCUUUCCCCAUGCACACCUGGGUCUUUUCAGCCACAGAGCUCUGGGCAUCGACUCCUCCAAGUCUCCAGACGGGAUCUCCAUGAGCGACUUCAGAAGUUUCCUGAGGAAGUCCUUCUCACUCAGGCGAGCGCAUAGCAAGGAAAUCGACCUCCGGUCGAGGAGGAAGCCGAGGUUGCUGCUAAUUCUCCGGAAAGGAUCCCGGUCUUUCGUCAACGAGAGAGAAGUGAUGCGGAUGGUGAAAGGACUCGGGUUCAAGCUGAUCACGGCCGGGCCGGAGGAAACAAAGAACAUCUCUCGCUUCGCGCAGGUGGUAAACUCGGUGGACGUGUUGAUGGGGAUUCACGGAGCAGGGCUAGCAAACAUGGUCUUCCUUCCUCGGAAUGCAACGGUGGUGCAGAUCAUUCCUUGUUGCGGGUUGGCGGACGGAUGCAGAUACAUCUUUGGUGAGCCAGCUCCUGACAUGGGAGUAAGAUACGUGGAGUACGAGAUAAGAGUGGAGGAGAGCUCCCUGGCGGAGCAGUACCCCAGAGAUCAUGAAGUUUUCAGGAAUCCCAUCUCGAUUCAGAAGCAACAAGGGUUCAAUGAAUUCUGGAACAUAUUCCUGAACAAACAAAAGGUCAAGCUUGAUGUGCCCAGGUUUAGGAGCACACUAUCACAAGUUCUUCAGUCCAUCAAGCAUCACAAGUAGAGAGGUUGCCUGAGAAGCCUGUUUUCUUCUCUGUUGCUUGUAGUCAUUUAUUGGUUCCAUUUGGAUUUCUUGUAAUCAGAAUAAGCAAGUCCAUGAAUGAAAAGUACAACAUCAAGAUUUGUGUUGGCACUGAGAGAAUUUGAGGA
Messenger RNA from Musa acuminata AAA Group (dessert banana), 1744 nucleotides. Its product is annotated as alpha-1,3-arabinosyltransferase XAT3. The transcript is spliced from 6 exons. The record is from RefSeq and is a predicted model, not a curated record. Gene Ontology annotation, molecular function: glycosyltransferase activity. Lineage: Eukaryota; Viridiplantae; Streptophyta; Magnoliopsida; Zingiberales; Musaceae. The coding region runs from base 12 to 1598 and encodes 528 amino acids.